Setaria italica (foxtail millet) is the source of this 438-nucleotide messenger RNA. RefSeq names its product keratin, type II cytoskeletal 1-like. The record is from RefSeq and is a predicted model, not a curated record. Lineage: Eukaryota; Viridiplantae; Streptophyta; Magnoliopsida; Poales; Poaceae. Bases 1 to 438 code for a protein of 145 amino acids. The transcript has a single exon.
AUGACACAGGGCGACUCCUCCAUCGCCGAGUACUGCAGCCGCAUGAAGACCCUUGCCAACGCCCUCCGCGACAUCGGCCAUCCCAUUCAGGACUCCCAGCUUGUCCUGAACCUCCUCCACAGCCUCAACCCGUGCUUCUCCAACACCGCUAGCUUCUCAUCCUUCGCCCAGGUGCGGGACAUCCUCGCCUUGAAGGAACUUCGCCUCGCCAACGAGGAGAAGAUCUCCAACUCCACCGCCCUCCUGACCGGGAACUCUUCGUCAUCGUCCUCCUCCUCUAGCUGUACGGGCGGGUGUCACCCGCCGUCUAGCUCUGCUCCGACUGGCGUCGGCGGCGGCACCAGUGGUGGCACUCGCGGCGGUAGCAACGGUGGUCGCAACGGUGGCGGCAACGACAAGAAGAAGUGGCAGCAGAAGAAGGGCGGCAACGGCUUCUAG